AACUAAAGACCAAGUGCUAUUUGAAGGCAGUCAACACUUUGAAUCACUGUGGAGUUGGGCCACUUUCAAAGGACACAGCUGAGGAGAUUUAUUGCAGACUUUUACACUUCUCUGGGCUCUUCAUUGUAAUAUGCACUACAGUAACUGUCUGUGGUGACUGCAGCCCUGCUACAGGUUCAUUUUGUGCUGUGGUCAGAGGCUACAUGGCUUCAGGUGGAGCUGAAGAAGACGAUGGAGGCAUUCCAUUGGACAUCGACAAUGUGCACAUGGUCCUCCAAGUGGAGCAUGAACAGAUUCAGAAAAGGACUUUCACCAAUUGGAUAAAUGCUCAACUUGCUAAGAGAUGCCCUCCCUCAUUUGUGUCAGACCUGUUUUCUGACCUCAGAGAUGGGUCACAGCUGCUUGACCUGUUAGAGGUGAUGAGUGGUCUGUCGAUGAAAAGACAAAGGGGCCGUGGGGUUUUCCAGCAGAGGGCCAACAUUGAGACAGCACUGAACUUUCUCAAGAAAAAGUCUAUUAAACUGGUGAACAUAAACAUCCCAGAUAUCAUAGAUGGGCGGCCGUCCAUCAUCCUCGGCCUCAUAUGGACCAUCAUUCUCCACUGUCAUAUUGAGGAGCUGGCCAGUGCUCUGUCCUUCAGUUCUCGUCAUUCCUCCCUCGACUCUCUGUCCAGCCUGGACUCCUGGUCUGGCAGCCCUGUCCCAGCUAGUCCAGUCCCUUCAGGCCGGACGUCGCCGCUCCACCGACGCUUCCGCAUAUCUGCCAAGAAGGCCCUGCUCAUGUGGGUCAGGGACCAAUGCCAAAAAGUUCAUUGUUCUGUCAGUGUGAGGGACUUUAAAUCAAGCUGGAGAAGUGGGGAGGCCUUUUUGGCCAUCCUGUGUUCACUCAGACCACAGCUAGUCGAUCUCUCACUGGUUCCAUCCAGAAGCAACCAGGAGAACCUGGAAGAAGCGUUUCAGCUGGCUGAGCGGGAGCUCCACAUCCCCCGCCUGCUGGAGCCCCAGGAUGUUGAUGUUAAAGACCCUGAAGAAAAGUCCAUUAUGACUUAUGUUGCCCAGUUUCUGCAGUACUCCAAUGACAUGCCUGCACCUGAUGACCACCUACAUCUGUUUCCUCUGGUCCAGACCUCUUUUCUCUCACCUGUGAAUUUGCAUCCUCACAUCACUCCAGCAAUUGCUAUGUCACCGUUGCGCCAGGUUUCACCAAGUGAGCGAGCACAGGAGGUGACUUCCUGGCUGCAGCAAGCCUAUGAGGAACUGUCAGAAGCAUGGACAGCUGCAGAGAAAUCAAGCUAUGCAGAAAAAUAUCAAGUGUUUCAGAGCCUUGCAGGCUCCUUUACUGAACAAAGGAGGCCAGUGAUGACCCUCUUUUCUGCCAUAAGACGCUGCCCUGGGCUGAACCAACACCAGCAUAUUCUUAAGACUGCAUGGGACCGUCUGGAGGAAGAGCUGCAGAGGUGUAAAACAGACCUAGACGUGAGUCUUCCUCCUCCUUUGGACUCGGUCGUUGUGUGGCUGCAGCGUGCAGAGGCAGAGCUAAAGGAAGAGAAAGGAAAAGUGAAAGAUGAUGCAGAUGCUGCUAAAGAAGCAAGAGCACAACAAGACACCCUGAAGACUUUAAAUAAGGACAUGAGUCAUUACAUUAAUAUCCUUGAUACUUACCACAACAUGGAUGACUCAGGGGAUGCAAUAGUACCACCUGAAAAGUUUGAUGAGAUAAAAAAACGUUUAACCAACAUCCGAGUCACAGCCAAAUACCAAGGGAUCAAGCUGGAAUACCAGGAAUCCCGACACACUGUACUGGACCUCCUGAGACACGUCAGUGCUAAGGUCCAGUCCUGGAAAGCUCCCUACAGGUCUCAGGAGACCAUACAUGAUCUUCUGCAGGACUGGCAUGAAACAGUUGAGCAUCAAGGUCUGCUUUUGAUUCUGUCGGAUGCUCUCCAAAAUCUGAAGGAGAGGGCGUACGCUUAUACCAGCAAAGCAGCACUAGGUGAAGGUUCCCAGCUUGUUGCUCGUCAGGUGAAGGAAGCAGAAAGCGAAGCUGACUUGGUCACACGGGCUGUGGUGACUGCUAGAGGGACGAUGGACAGAGUGGUGUCUGCAUGGGAGACCUACAACAAGUGCCUCACUGCUCUACAGGCAUGGCUGGCACAGAACACACAUUUACAAGCUCAGUCUUCUUCAGCGUCAACACAGGAUAUGACUGAGUGGACUUCAUGUCAAGCCCAGUUAAAUGAGGCCGGGAACUUUCUCACUGAAGUGACAGAAACUUCGACCAGCUUCACUCUGGCUGAGCAACUCAGCAAGGUCAACAUGCAGUGGGCUGAAUGCAUUAAGAAGGCCAUGUUUGAGGUGUCAUCAGAGCCCAGUGUUGGUGCCUCAUGUCUUCAGAUGGUGCAUUCACUGACCCAGGAGGCUGGCUGUCUCUUGGGACAGCCAUUGGAGGUGGCCUCAGCCCCACUGAAGGCCAGCAGAGAGAAACUACAGUUACUCAGUAAAAAGAUGAUUGGAGUGGACGUGUCAUCUCUCAGCGCUUCCCAAGACUUCCAAGCAAGCCACAUAGAAAAACUCCAGCAGACUCUCCCACAGAUGCUUGCUGAAGCAGAGAAGACCUGUGGGGAGCUGCAGAGGGCUGCUUCCAAACUGGAAGGUCAUCUGGCUGAGCUGGAUCACUGGAGCACAGAUGCCCUGGACUGUUACAAUCACAUAAAGGAGAAAAUGCACAGAGGACACUCAGCGCUGGCCUCUACAACCAAAGUGCUGAUUUCUCGAGGCUUGCAGCUAGUGAACCAGGUUGUAACUGAGGAUCAGGAUCUGCAGGACUUUGUGGCAGGACUACAGAAAACCUCUCCUCUACAGCACCUCAGUACCUCUCGCAUGCAGCACAGGAUCUCAGAGGCAGUCUCCCGCUGCCAGGAGAUUCUUGGAGUGUUUAGUUCCCUUGGGUUUAAGCAGCAAGUUGGUGAAUUUCCUAAUAAUCAGUCGCCUUUUAAAACAGCAUGCCAGACACCGAAACAGCCAAAGACUGGAUUUUUAGUUGUGGCCAGAACCAAACAAGGAGACCAGACUGAGAAUGUUGUACUGCAAACGCAAGACCCAAAUCAACUUUCACCUCGGAUUCCAUCUCACACACCUCAACAAAGGACAAGAGGUCUACAGGGUUGGUCUAAGACCCUGCACAUGAGAGCACAAGAUGAAAAAGACAUUGUUACACCCCAUAUAGUAAUCCAAAUGAUGCCUCAGCCUUUGAAGGAACCAACACCUCAUUCAUUCAUUCACUCUCAUCUUGCUCAGGCUGCAGAACAAGGUGAAUUUGAGCUUUUGAUCCAGCCACAGUCAUUUUCCAAUUCGCAUCCUCAAGCUUCAAGUUUCAGUGAAAAUGAUCAGUCUCUAUCUGUUACUAAUCAAACUCCUGAUGGACCUCAAUUCCAAGUAAGUUCAGUAUGGUCUAAAUGUGCAGCAAGUUCAGUGGUAGAGGAAAAGGAAAGCUCUUCACCCUCACAAACUCACAGCAGCAAGCACAAAUCCAGCAUACCUGGGCAACCAAACACUUCACAGAGUAAUAAACCUCCAGUUAUGGUCCGCAGCGAAGUUCAUUCAAAAGCCCAGUCGAUGGCGAGGAGCAGGCUGGAGAAGGCCAGGUCCCGUCUGCAGGGACGCAUCCAGCAAGCGAUCAAGUUAUUUGGUGGCAAAGAGUUUUCAGAAUCACAAGUCAAGAAGAAACAGAAAGCUUUAAAAAUGCUGCAGCCUUCCAUGCUUGAAGAGUUCCUGGGUGCUGUUGAAGGUUAUGGGGCCUUCUGCUCUGGGCUCCAGCUCCAGGACUUGAUGCUCCUCUCUGACUCAGUCAGAAAGCAGUGGGAGGAUGUACGCAGAGAAAUGGCUGCCUUUGUUCCCAUCUUGUGGUCUAAGAUCAGAGAAGGGAAGCCGACAUUUUCAGUUGUGCAGUAUGGAAUGCAUACUAACUCUUUCCGUGAAGCUACUGACCAGACUGACCGUGAUUUUUUGCAGCAUCAGGCUGUCACUGAGGGAGAUGCAUCUGUUGAGGAGGGUGUUGAAUCACUUAGAGAGCUGUGUGAAACACUGACACCAAGGAAAUCUUUGAGCCUCGCUACAGAUCAGCUGAUAGAGUCAGAUGAAGUGCAGGAAACGCAACCCAGUGACACAGCACUCCCAGCUGACGGCAGGGGACGGCAGCUCGGGGCAAACACCCCGCUGAGGCCGACUGACAUGUCCGACGACACACAGUCGAGCAACAAUCCCCCACAGCAACAAAGUGUGGAGAGCCAACAGCAAGAGCUGGUUACUGCUGUGUCAGCACAACUUCAUGGUGAUGGUGAGAUCCUCCAACUGCAAGUCCAAGACGACCCAGCAGAGGCUCAGCACCACCCUAGUCAAAGUACAGGCUGUGUGGGAAAGAAAAAUCAAAAGCCUUCACUCAAAGCUGAAGAGCAGCUGCUUAAAGCUCGUCUGCUGCACAUCACAGAGAGCAGUCAACAAACCCAAUCGCAUAUACAGGCACUUGUCAGGAGCAACACUGUGGAGAAAAAACAGAAAGCUGAGUUCACCGUCAUCCCAGAGACAGUCCCACCACAGCAAGAGCAGCUUCCUGAACAGGGAGUACUGGAGAGAAUGUCAUCUCUGGAGAACACUGCUGCCCUGAUGGAGUCUGCAGAUGAUCAGAAGACACUGAUCACAGAAAAACUGAACCAGAUCAUCAGAAAGUCAGUGGACAUCUCCCCUUUGACCUUGGCAGAUCCUACAAUGAUAUCUGACUUAAGGGAGAUAGAUGACAGACUGCAGGCUGAAAUCAGGAAGCUAUCAGAACAAAGCAUUGAAGAGGAAAGACAAGGGCCAGAAGCCACGUCCCUGUCACCCAUCUGCCAGGCGCUCCACUGCAGUGUCCAUCAUCUCAAGCAGCUCAGACAGCAGCUGGGGAAAGUUCAGUCAGCUGCUGAGGCUCUGGAUCGCUUCCUGGCCACAGUGAGAGAAGUCAAGGCCGAGAUCCCAACCCUGCUGGCAAACCAGGACCCGAACAGGCAGAAAAAUGAGGCCAACUGGGAACAAGGGAGACAUUCUUGGCAGGCAGCAAUGCAGAGGUUGCAGGCUGCUGCGGAACAAUCUGAUAGUGUUGACGGUAGUUUAAACGCAGUGGGCAUGACUCUGACCAUGGACGGUACAAAUGUGACAUGCCAGGAUGUGGUGAAAUCCGUGUCCAAGCAUGUUGUGGAGAUGGAGAAAAGGUUGGUGAUGGCCAGUAAAAAACAAAGAGAGGAAGAGCUUUUUUUUCUGGAAAAGGUAAAAAUACUGGAACAUGAGGAGCUGAAUCCUGUGGAGAGUUGUCUGAUGAAAAUUGGGAAUAAUUUUCCACAGCAAAGCAGAACACAGGAGCAUUCCACGCCAAGUGGGACAGAAAAGGAGUUGGCGCUGGAGCCUAAAAGGAGUAGGUUGGAAGGAGAGAACUACACAAAGACACAACGAGAGGAAGCUCAAACAAUGAAACCUGACAAUGUUUUAAGAAUCAAGGAACAGAGACCAAGACGAAGAAGUAGCCAGAUUACGAAAGAGGGAGAAGAGAAGCAGGAUUUGGUCCAGAGGAGAGCUGUGUUGCUAGCAGCAUUGAGGGAGACAAAGACUGCAGCUGAGCAGCUGAGGCUGCAGGAGCCCAGUCUGCCUGCUCUGCAACAGAGGACACGUGCCUUGACAGAGUUGGAAAGUUCUCUUGCUGGCCUCCUCUCGGAGGUACAGUACAUACAAGAUGCAACUUCACAAUCAGGAAUCCUUGAUGAAGAUCAAAUCAGAGAGAUGGAAGAUCUUUGGGAGGAGACAACAAAAGCUGUAACUGAACGGCUGGAGCAGUGUUGUGUCCUAACAGAGCUGCUGAAGAAGUUUCAGAGUCUUCAUGGUGAGCUGAGUGGGACACUGCAGAAAGCAGAAAACACCAUCAGUAAUCAAGCCUCUUACAUGGGGAAAGAUAACCUGCAGAGACUACACACCAAGGUCCAGGAAAUCAAAGUCGAGCUGAAUGGCCUUGGGGACAGCAUAGAGGAGAUCCGGAGCAUCUGCAGGCAGCUUCACACUCGCCUACAUCAGAUACCAGACUGCAAUAGCAUCCCAUUUGAGAGUGAAGCUGAUGCUCUCAUGGAUCGGUGGCUGGAUUUGUCGGAAAGAACAGAUUCUUAUCUUGAAAACCUGCAUCUUGGCUUGGCUCUGUGGGAUGGAGUCCUUCAGCUGGGGACAGAAGUGGAGAGCUGGACAAACAAUACACUGGCAGCGUUUGCUCAGUGUCCGUCCUUUCAGACUGAAGAUGACAUCGAGUCAUUGAAGAAUGAGAUUGCAACUCAGGAGGAGAGCAUACAGCGUUUCCACAGAAGAGCCAUUGAGAUUCAGUCACUGCUUCAAAGCACAGAGCCUCCCCUGGAGCUGCAGGUGGUGGAGACUCAGGUGAGAAAGAAGAUAGAACAGCUGAAGGAGCUUGUUUCUGAAGCUGAGGAUGUGUACAGACAGAUGGUGACUACGAAGGGGCAAAUUACUGGGAGAAUGGAAGAAUGUUUGACUUCCCUCCAGAUGAUUCAAGAAUCACUCCUCACUCUUAGUGGGCCCAGUGUUGCAACAGUCCUGGCAAAACUUAAGGAACUAUGUUGGCAGCUUCACACCCAGGAUGAGCAGGCAGAGAGUCUGCAGGAGGAUGUGCGUGUUAUAACUGCCAUAGCAGGUCCAGAGUGCCUUCUGAGUCUGUCUAUAAAUGAGACUCAGCUUCAAGAGAAAGUCCGAAACACCCAUCAGCUUUUCUCCAAAGUAGAAGAACAGACUGAGAAGAACAUCCAGGAUCUCGACAGGCUGCAAACAGAGACUGACCAUCUGGAACAAUGGCUUCAUGCUGCUGAGGAAAAAACAGCAAAGGAGGAGGAUCUUAGUCACUUACAAGAGGAAGCACUUCAACAAAGCAUGAGGACAGAGCUCCUCAGUCAGCUUGUUUCGUCUUUACAAAGCAGCAACCUUCAUCAGUUGGCACUGCUGGAAGUGAGUGGAAAGCUGAUGGAACGAUACCACAACUUCCACACUCACAUAUUAGGGGACCUAAAGGAGACGCAGUUCUCUCUGAGCAAGGACAUCGAGGCCUUUCAGGGAUUAGCCAAGUUCACACGGUCAUGGGUCGAGGAUUUGAGACAAAUUGUGGACUCUGCUCUUGUCAAAAGCCCUGGGAGCCUGAGUCCUAUAGAGCAGAGACUUUACUGUGCUCAAGUUGUGUUAAAUGCGACAACCGAGGGGGAGACUCGCCUAGAAGAGCUCAGAGUUACUGGAGACAGUUUGAACUGCAAACUGUUGACUAGAGAUGACCUGAAACAGGGAAUUCAGGAAACCAUUCAGAAAACAGAGGAGCAGUGGAAGAACCUUCUGCAGUCAGUUGAGCCUCACUACAGUGUUCUGCAAGCUGAUCCACAGCUCACUUCUAUCUACCUGGCCCGGAGACAGGAGGCCAGCCUCAGAGUGGAAGAGCUGCACCAUCAAACUGAUCAGCUUCCCAUUUUAUUCCCAUGGCCUGGCACAGCUGAGCGUACACAAACCUGCCUUCUUGCCCACCAACUGUGGGAGGAAGCUGAAUCCUUGCAGUUAACACUCACCAGCCUGUCUGAACAGAGGAGGGAGCUGGCUGAGCGAACCAGCAAUUCCAUCUGGAAAGAUCUCUCCUGGAAUGAGCUAGACACUCGCUGGUCUGCACUGAUGGCUGAGCUGAAGGGUGUGAGCUCCCGCCUCGAGGAAGGUGUGAGUAAUGAGCAACACUUUGGCCAGUUGCUACAGGACUGCCAUCAUAAAUUGACAUCCCUGCAGGAAAGGAUGUCAGUCUGUCAAGCCAAAAAGGAAAGUUCAGCUGGACUAAAUACUGAUGCACCCAGUCUGGAGGUUUUGCUACAAGAAGUAACAGACAUUGAAAAAGACAUUUUACAACUUGCAACACUCAAGGAUGCUAUCAUAGUCAGUUCCACAGGGGAGGCUCAGGCAGGUCUCUCUCAGCAAGUCAGCAAUCUCCAAAACCACAAGAGGGUGCUAGAGAAUGGCAUCAGAGAAAAUCUAGGACUGCUUAAUAGGGAUCAAAGAAUUCAGCAAGUCAAAGAAGAAGCCUCCUGUUUACAGACAGCACUGAAAGACCUGACUGAAAAUGUAGGGGAUCUGUGUGGGACCCUUGAAGUGUUGCCUGAUACCAUCCAUCUGAAACAACAGUGGUGUGCUAUAAAGGACUUGGACACCAUGCUAACAGAGCUGGACGCAAGAGUUAACAAACUGCAAAGGACAAGGGACUCAAGCAUGAUGCAGGAAAUGCUUCCCGCAGAGAUCAUUUCGACUAUCACUGCACUUUUUAAGGAUCUUGGCAGCCUCACAUCCAUUUUUCAACAAAAGAAGAAGGAAUGCGCAGAAAACGCUGCCAACAAGAUGACGGAGGUCAUCAGCCAGCUGCACCAGUGGAGCCAGAGAAUACGAGCCAAGCCAGCAUUACUCAGCCAGGCAGCUCUGGAUGAAGGUUUGCAGCUUCAACAAGCACUUUAUGAAGUGCUCUCAGAACAGCACUUUCUUCUAGACUGUCUGGGAGCAAAAGUGUCAAAGGAACUGGAGAAAAGUGCUUCAAGUGUUUUUAAUGAAAGUCAAACUACAGUUGAAACCCUCUCCAAAUGCCUGGUCAGUCACAGUGGCAGUGAUGUGCAAAUAGAAAAUGUAGAGUUGUUGAGCAGAAGUAAAAGUAAAACACCACAGUCAUCUUCAGCUGAUGAAACUUCAGUCAUGGGUCCGUCUUCUGCAACAGACACCAAGGAAAACUCAGAAAGUUGUCAGAAUGACAACAAAAUUAACACUAACGGCACUUUCCACACUUCAGAAAUAAGUCAUCCUUCCACUGAGCCUGUCACAGACUUGUCAGAAGGAUUAAAUGUGGAAGCUGAUGCCAGCAAGCAAGACAAAGCAUACAUUCCAAUGCAAAAAGUAGGCAUUUCUGUCAUGGGUGCAAGUCGCCUUACAGAAAAAGAUGAUGAUGCCUUUGUCCCUAUUCAAGUCCCAUGUUCAAAAAUUUCAGAUGUUUUACCCUCAAAGGCCCAGCAAGAAUCACAACACUUAACAUUAACUCCACAAAGUCUAAAGCCAAAUCUUGGGUCAAAAGCUGAUAAAGGCAUAUCGUACACUGACACCAAUCCUCAAAGCAGCAAGCACAAGACACUUUCUAGAGAUAACACAGAGAUGUUAAUGUUAGACUUGCUUCCUACUCUCAGUAAGACUUUAACAACUCAGGAAGCAAACACUCAACCAUUGGAGGCAGACACUGCUUUGCCCAAGCCAGAAAGCAAUUCUGUUUCUACCACUGAAAAUAUGUCUGAGCAUCUGGCAGCACAACCAGAGGCCACUACAGAUGCCAGAUGCCAGGACAUCGCUGUGACCACAAAGAAAGUGUUUACAAUUGUGUUGGAUGUAGAGCCAAUGGACAUGCAGCGAAGCGAAAAUGCUGGUGCUUCCAGUAUAGAUACACUAAGGUGCUCUCCGGAAGCAGAGCUGUGUGAUGCAGUGCUGACAGAAUUGACGAAUACAGGAUUCCCUGACAAGAAGCCUGAACCCUUUACAACUCCAGUUAGCCCAGAAUCAGAUGUGAGCAGCUUUCAUUUAGCAGUACAGUCAGAGACAUUUAAGACAGUCACUAAUGCUCAACAACAAGAAAAGCACUGUGAGGAUGUCUGUUGGAGCCCAGACAAAAUAUUUACUAUAGUGUUGGAUGUGGAGCCGCAGCCAUGGGACAUGCAGCAAAGUGAAAGUGUUGGAGCCAGCAGUCCAGAUGUGCUCAGAUGUUCACAGAGAGUGGAACUCUGUGAUGCACAGCUCACUGAAGUUUCAAACGAGGGACUCCCUGAGAAAAAGUCAGGACUCACUCCCACAUUAAUCAUUCCUGUAUCAGAUGAAACAGAUUUUAAAAGCCAUUGUUUGAGUUCGGAAUCAGACUCUUUGGUGUUAGUAAAUGCAGAGCUUGAGGAGGAAACAUCUGCAAGACCCAAACUGCCACGUGAAGAACACCACAUAAUGUGCGAAUUAGAGCAUAAUGAGGUGUUGACUUCCUUCAUAUCAUCUAACACGGUCACUGAAUGUCAGCUCACUCAUGCAGAUGCAACAGAAACAACAUUUCCUGAUGUCAAACAGCAAAAGGCGGCAGAUUUCUGCCAUUCUGGGAAACAAACAGUGGGCUCAGUCUUGUUCAGUGUGGAGGAUUCUGUGCAAAUUGGAGAUGAACGGGUGACGGUUGCCGACACUGCACUGAACACGGGUACAUCAAAUGAGGAGAUAGCAGAAGGAGAAAACACAGAAGAAGCAAAUGACACUGAAUACAUAGAAAGCAAGCACUCAAAAGUGAAAGAGAGACGAGACAUUGCUACGCUAUCAGAAGAAGAAAGUGAAUGGAAGUUGCCUGCAGCGCUGGAGGACAUGGGGGCGACACAGGGACAGCCUCAGAGCCAAGAAAGCAUGGAGCCCGAGAGGACAGCGCUGUGUCUAUCAGCUGGUCUGGCUGCUGCUGAGACAUCAGGUGGAUCAACAAAGUCCUCCAAACACAGGUCCACCAUGCAGGAUAUUUUGUCUGAGAUCCAGAGCUUGGUGGAAAGAAGUAACAUAAUAAAUAGAACACCGCACAUUGAUUUAAACUGGUACCUGAAGUCCUCUCUUGGUGAACCAGAGAUUAAGCUGGUACGGACUGUUCAACAAAUUUUGGCAUGUCGAUAUCAACCAGCACAACUCAGUGUCACAGCUAUGACCAAACAACUGGGUGAGGCUGAGGAAUACAGGCGCUGUGUGCAGCAGCAAGUGGCUACAAUGAAAAACAUGAGUGCUACUGUGGUUUGUGACCCAAAUGCCUUAAAGAAAGCUGAAGGUCAAUGGAGUGCUGCACUACUCGAUGCCUCUGCCACCGUGCAGGUUAAAGCUGCACAGCUGGAUCAGGUCAAACAGUACCACAGACAGAUGACGAUCACCAGAGCUUUUCUGGAGGUUUUAGCUGCUGAGAAGGAAAAAAUGAGCUUAAAUGCUUUGGGAAGCAGUGCCCUUCAGGCUGAAAAACUCCAUGUUCUGUUGCAAACCAUGGAGAGGAAGAAAGGCAUGAUGGAGGACCUAUUCCGAUCAAGCGGCCAGUUGUCAGUCCACUUGAGUGAUGCUGAAAGUUCAGGUGCUCUUCUCGCUCAGCUUGGAGAUGUUCAGGAGGAAUGGAGGCUUCUAGAAGGAAGUAUCAAAAGAGCUCUGCGGCAUGCCUCAAACGCCACCUGUCAGUCCUCACUUCUUUUAAAAGAGGCUGAACAGCUUAAAGACAAAUUUGAAUCUCUUCAGUUAUCCACCUGGGAAAGCCUUGAGAGUAAAAGUGCUUUAGAACUAGUUUGUCUGACCACAGACCUAAAACUGUAUUACCAGCUUUAUCGGCAUUUACAGUCCCAGUCAGAUGCCCUCAUCAAUUUUUCCCUGGGUCAGAAAGAGAAGGAUGAGAUCGAACAUUGUCUUCAGGGAUUGGGGACCUUGCUCAGUGUCACCAAGACGAAACUUGACUCCUUCACAAAUAGCCGUGGAGGCAAUUAUUCGUGCAAAAUCAACAAGCAACUACAAGAUUUGAUAGUAUGGGCCAAGCAGGCAGAUAACCAUAUCUCUGUUGGGGAAAAACUAGCUCUUUUCCCUGAGGAGGCCCGUAUUCAGAUUGUUGAAAUGAAGAAAUUUCAGACUGAUAUUUUGUCUAGACGAUCUAAGAUGCAAGUACAAGUUGAAGAAAUAAAAGAUGUAGCCUCCGAUAUGGAAAAAGAAGAAAGCGACCAAGUAUUGAGGACAGUAGAAGAUCUAUAUCAAGCUAUCACUGACAGCUUGGAUCAUGUUCUUGACACCAUGAAGAAGAACCUCAAUGAUAGAGAGAAACUGUUGUGCGAGCUUGCUAGCAUGGAUGCCUGGCUAGCAGAGACAUAUGCUAAAAGAGACCCCUGCACCCAUGUUGAGAAUGUUUCAAAAGCUGAUAUUAAAAAACUAGAGAGUGAGCUAAAAAGUCACAAACUAACCACAGUGGAGAUAGAGACGCAACUAAAACUGCUGGAGGGUAUGUCAGAAAGUUGCAAGAAAAUAGCCAUCGGGUUGAGUCCAGGAGAGAGCCACUACCUUGUCAACAGACUUUCAGGCCUUUGGACAGAAUUAGAUGGGUUGCUAGCUCAUGAGAAAGCCACCAGCUGGGAAUUAGAGGAGCUAAUUCACGAACGGACCUCUUCAGAUGAGGAGUUAUCUACCAUUCAGGCAAGCUUAAAACAAAUUUCGGAUGAUUUGGAUCAAGAGAAGUUCCCUUUGACACAAGACACCCUUUCAGUGGUUACAAAUUUGAAACACAUGCUAAUGGAGCAUCAGUGUCAAGUCCAGGAGCUUCAGCAUUGCCAGGAAACCAAGCGGAGCCCCUUGCUUUGCUCCAUUGGGGAACUACAAGACAGGUGCAAAGCUCUUAGUAGGAAUGCCUUUGAACAAGAAAAAUAUCUGCACCUGAGGAAACAAAUGGAGGAGUCAAGGGACAUUGUCAAAGGGCAAAUCCAGCACUCCCAAAACAAAGCAGUCAGUGUGGGUGAGAGGUUUAGACAAUGCCAAGCACUCCUUGUUGGACUUCCGCUUAUCAAGACACAAUGUCAAGAAGCAGCUGAUCAACUGGAGGUCAUAGCUCAGGAGUUGCAGCCAUCUGAGCUUAGUUCAGAAAGGGAGAGGAUUCACCACACUGUGGAAACUUUGGUCUCCUGGGAGAACUCUGUCACAGAUGACAUCAAAAACUUAGAGACCAAGCUCCUGUUAGGUCUGAAAUUUAACUCUGAGCUUCCUGCCUUAAUAGAGCAGUUGCAAACUAUAAGACUAAUCCUGGAGGGAGCCAAACCAGUCAUUCCAGAGGAAAAAGCUAUAGAUAUUGUACUACAGCAAUAUUGGGUAAUUUGGAGAAAUAUGGAGUCUGGGAUGCGAGUGUUGGAAGGUCUGGGCCGGAAAGAAAAAAUGAACCUGAAAAACUACAAGAAUCUGUAUUUUCUUAGAGAUACAGUCAUGCGAGAGUGCCACUCGUGGAUGGUCAGUCUAUCCCAGGCUAGAGAAUCCUUGAAAGAUUAUCAGUGGGCUGCUCAGGGAGCAAUAGGCUUUCUUCAUAAUGCUGAAGCAACCUUCUUAUCAGCUCCUGGAGGGUUUCUGGAUUGUACUGAGGAACAAAGACAGACCCAGCAGGCUUUAGAAACCCUUGAAGAUGGAUUUCAAGCACAUAUUUGCCACCUUGUGGAACGGGUACCCCAGCAACCCUGCCUCUCCCGCCCAGAGAUGGAGCAACUCCACAUCAGCAUCGUCAGCCAGUUGCUGGUUGGAAGAGCUGUGCUGGAGGCUCAGGCCCAACUCAGGCUGGAGACCUUGCAGAGGUGUGAAAUAAGACAACAAAGUCACAAAAAGUGUCACGAAGACAUCCGACAGCAUCUUUCAGGGUUUGAAGCCAGGCUUUCAGAAUGUGCUGCAGAACAAGUGGGGUCAUAUGACAAAUGCGUUGCCCAGCAAAGAAACGUUAAGCUUCUGAUGGAAGAUAUUCACUGCCUUGCUGGGAAGAUAGAGGACCUGAGAGCUGCAUGUCCGAUGCAUGGUUGUGGGGUUGGAAAGGAUGGUGAGCUUGGUGCUCUCUGGAGACGAUGGGUAUCAUCACGACGAGGUGUCGGCCUCCUGAUGGCACACACAGAACAGAGAGGAGAGGAAUGGAAGGACAUUACUACAAGUAUGGAGCAGUGUUGCAGCUUUUUGACCAGUCUUCAGGCUGAGGUUCCAGACUCCUCCACUGUGAGCUUCACUCAAGAUGAACCCCAGGAGCUUCUCGCCCAGGCUGAGGUGUACCAGGCUGGUUUAGAGCAGGAGCAGCAGGCUUUAGCGUUCCUGGAACAUCAACUGGAACACGCCCUGAGCUUAUCUACUUCCCAGGAUUUCAUCAGCCCUGGACCUAUAGGCAAAACCCUGGUGAAGAUCCAAGAGAAUGUCAGGAGCUUGAAAGAGAGAAACCUGCUGGUUGUAGCUGCAGCCCAGGCAGAGGAGAAAGAGAGACAGCAAGUCCAAGAGGAGAUAGGAGAGGUUGAGAAACACAUGCUCGCCAUUCUCCUGGCUCUGGAAGCAUGUUCAACUCCAAACAAAAGACAGGAGCUCAGGGAGGAUUUGUCCACCCAGAAGACCAAGCUUAAGUGUAUCAUGGACAGUGUACAGAGCCGAUAUGCAGAGAUUCCCGCUGAUAUUGGAAGGCUGAUACAAGAAGUUCAGCUGACUCUACAGAGAGCAGAGCAGAAGCUCAUGGAGAAGAACAGCCCAGUUGCAAAACUGGCAAAUAGAGUGAUUCAGCUGGGUUCUGGUCUGGAGAAAGUGAAGGAAUUACUGGAGCAGAGAAAUCCAACAGUCAGUGAAGCACGAAAUGUCCUUAAGCAUGUGUGGGAUGAGCUGGAUACAUGGCACAGCAGCCUGAUGCUCUUGGAGAACGAGGUGCAAGAUCUUGCAGAGGAACUUCCGGAUCAAGCCCAGCUUCUUACCGACCAACUCACCCAGCCACUGCAGAUCUACCAAAAUGCCUCGCAGAUGGCUGAGCACCGCACUGCCUUCCUCAGCAAGAUUCCAGCCUGUCUUCAAGAGUUUGAAGACAUACUCAGCAGUGCCACCUGCUGGUUAGGAGAGGCCCAGUUGUGGCUCAGUACUCCCUGCUUGUUCACAACAGCCAGAAGCCUCCAGAAUCAUGCCAAGUCCUUGCAGUUGGUGUUGGAAGACUCCGAGAGGAUCAGUCACACACUUCAGGACUUCAGGCCAGUGCUGGCUGAGGUUUCUACUGUGUGUGACAUGAGUAGCCAGGAGGAGAGACUGACCCAGACUGACCGACAAGUCCAGAAAAUGCAAUGCAAUGUCCUUGAGCCCCUGGAGCAGCUGCUGCAGGCUGUUGCAAUGGUGGAGGAGAUGGAAGCUGAGCUGAAAACUAUAGAGAAGAAUAUCUCGAAAAUCAAAACGAUUUUAUCCUCUGUGGACAUCUCCAACAUAACUCUAAUGGAACAUCUUCAAAACCGAGAGGUGAUCCUGGCCAAUGUGCGGUCAAUGCAGAGGACACUGGAGGAGAUAGAGAAAUGCAAAGGAGAGCUUCACAUCCCACAAGAAGCAGAGGAAAGUUUGCUGGUCUUCUCCAGAGCCAGACUACUCCUGCAGCCGCUCGAGGAGCUGGAACAACUCACCCAGCAACAAGCAUCAUUGCUGGAGAACAAGAUUAGAGAGGAGGAAGGAAAAAGUAAAGAUCCUGGCUUUACCAUAGCUGCUGAAGUGAUGCAGGAGCUGGGCCGAUCUCCACAUAGACGCUUAGUCCAGCAGGAGGCUUUUGAGGUGUCUUAUUCAGAGGAAGAGGAGGAUGAGGAAGACGAGAGUUGUCACUCAUCAUCCUCUGACACACUAACAUGCAGUAUUCCAGAGGACCUGGAGGAGACACUCAACCUGUCCGAUGUGCAAAGUGAGGAUAUGGCUGAAAUAAAGCUGUUGUCAGAUGUUAAGGAAGUGGAGCAUUUGGCUGAGCAGUUUUCUUCGGAAAUGGAGAUGAGUUCAGAAAGUGCUGAAGCCAGGCUCUUGUCUAUGAAGCCUGGGGUUGAUACCAACUUUGGAUCUAAAAAUGCUGAAAAUGUAUUAAUAGAGCUGGACUCUGCUGGCAAAACUUUCAGUCCUAUAACUGUGACAACUGAGUCACUAAACACUGCCACCAUCCCAGCAGCUGAAGACCAGUUUGUAACUGCUGCUACUGACCAGCACCAUGAAUCACCAAAACAUGAAACUUUACACACUGUCCCUCAAACAAAGUGCCCUCAGGCAGCUGCUGCUUUGGAAGACACAAGACUGAUUCCUUCGAGACCUAUAACCCCAUUCACUUCCAAAAGAGCAUCAGAUGAGUUCUUAGAGGAGGAAGUUGAAGACCUAUGUUUGUCCACAGCUCCUCAUCCGGAUCUUGACACGUCUAAUAGUCUGAAAAGUGAAGUCAGCUCCAGUCACAGACGACUGGUGGAAGGAUCCCAGCAACCACAGGAGUUUUCUGAGAUGCCAAUCAGCUUGGCUGAAUGCAAAGAGGAUGACAAGGAGUCAGAAAGGUGGAACCAACUUCAUUCCCAGAUCUCUAAAAAACUGAUCACUUUGACAAAAGUUAAGGAAGAGCAUCAAAGCCUGAUCAGUGCAGACGAUGGAGGGAACAGUGAAAAGGUUCCAGAAAGGGAGUUGAUAUCAACUGGAUCUUCUUCUGCAGUUCUUCAGCGGACACAUGAAUCCAUCACCAUGCUAAGACAAAUAGUAUGUGUAGUUGAGUCUGAGGUGAGUGCUACAGGCAGGUCUACAGGUGUGAAGAAGGAGUUACAUGAGGCUGUACGGAGAGUCCUGUUCUGUCUGGACUCUUUGACUGACCUGCUGUUGACUCCUGGUGGUUCUGGUGAAGAUGAUUCUCAGCUGAAGCUGCUGCAGCAAGAGUGUGUAUCAGCUGAGCUGGAGACUCUAGUGGAGCUGCUGAGUGAAGUAAAGUCAGAGACUGGACCUGCACUUUCAAAGGACGAACCAGAUGCUUACAGCUGUUUGACCUGCCUUCAGGAUUGUCUUCAUACAGUCCAGCUGGUCUUUACCUUCCCCCAUAAUCAGCUCACUGAACAUCCAGCCAUCAAGAACCAACAUCAGGAGCUCUUCUCCAUCCAGCCGUGUCUUCUGGAUGUGGUUGAGCUGGGACAGAGUGAGAUCUUCCCUCGUCUGAACGAUGCGCCGAGUUUGGAGUGUGUUCUGGGCAGACAUCUGAGAGAGAGUCCAGGGGAAAAAGCCAAGCUGCAACAUGCUUCUCGGUCCUUGCUUCAGGGGAUAGCUCGCCUCCUGGAAUUGGGUGAAGAAUGCAUAACAGAAAGACAGAUGAGCCAGGUUCACAACUACAGUAAACUUCAGACCGUUCUCUGCAGACACAAGAAGCUCCUGCAAGUCCUCAGGUCCCAAUUGGCUUAUGUCCAGCAUCUAUUCCAACAUGAGCCAGAAGCACUCAAGUGUCAAGAGGAUGAACGGGUACAGCUGGAAGUCAGGGCCAAAGCACUGCAGCAACAGGCUCUGGAACAGGAGGUGGCUUCUCAAAGGAGGCUCCUGGAGUGGACCCGCUGGGAGGGUAAUUGUGCUGGACUGGGAAGGGUGCUGGACGAGUGUGAAGCCUUCAUCAGCAGCGGGGCACCAGAGGGAGAUGACGAUGAGGAGAAGCUGCAGCACAGACUGGAUGCCUGCCAGCAAACGCUGGUCCGGCUGGAUGAGAGCAGAGCUGCUUUAGGACGGCUGCUGGAUGACGAGAUGGUGCUGCAGGCAGAGCCAUUGUUUGCUGCCUCCGUCGGUCAGGCAGGAGGCGCUCUGGAGCUGCGAUGCAGGAGUGUCUCUAGGCGGACAGAGCAAGAGAUUCAGCGCUGCAGAGACAUUCAGGACACUCAGACCAGAUUCCAGACUGACUUUGCCUUGCUCAGUGAACGGCUGCUUGGUGCCAACAAACCUUUGAAGACUUUGUCAGAUCUAGCAGAUGCCUCUGACCUGAGUCAGGAGUGUGUUCACAGCAAUCUGACCAAGCUGCUGGACUUCUCCAUACAAGUGGAAGCUAUGUCAGUGCUGAAGGAGUCUGUAUCUAAAGAUGGCACUCGGCUCCUCCACCUGCGGGAAGCUGAUUGUCCUGGACUGAGAACUCAGCUCACCCAGCUGGAGGUCAGCUGGAACAGACUGACCUCUGACCAGUCCAAGAUACAGGAGCAACUGCAGCAGCGUCUGCUGGCAGCACAGCCACCAGUGGAGCUGCUGUCUGACCUGGAGGACCGGCUGAAAAAUAUGGAGGCUCAGCUGAAACAGGAGAAAGAAGGAGUCCUUAAGGCCACAAAUGCAGCUCAAAUCACUGAAGUCCUGUGGCACUACCAGGUGUUACAGGCAGCUGUGGCCAAUGGGCAACUCCUCCUCGAUUUCCUCUGCCAGCCUGCACCUCAGACGGUGGGAGCCGACAUCCAGGCUCUCCGCUCUGAACGUACAGUGUUCUCAGAGAAACUGGGCACCUUCAGACUGAAGUGGCAACACUUUCAGAGGGAGCUGGAAAAUCAGAUUCGUGGAACUGAACAGAUACAUCAUAACUGUGCAGGAAGAGAGAGACAUUUGCAGCGUCUUCAUGGCUGGAUAGAGCGGCAGAAAAUACAAGUGAAUCUGUGGAAGCAGCCCACCAGCCAAACGCUGGCUCACAAGGCUCUGCUGGAGUGGGAGGCUGUUGUGGGCAGAGUGAGGGAGGUGGCUUCAGCUGUGCAGGAGCUACAAACCAGACGAGUACAUGGUGAAAAGGGAGAGGAGCACCCAAGUGAUACUACCUUUUCCACUAAGGCAGAGAGCACCAGUCAUGCUUGCAGGGAUCUUAGUCAACAGAUGGAAGCUCUGAGACCAGUUCUUCAACGGGCUGUGGAUGACUGGAGUUGUUUUCACAGAAAUCUACAGGAUGCUAUCCUGCACACCACUAGGUUGCGCUGUGCCCUGCACCAUCAGCAAGCUCCCCUCUUUUCACUAAAGCAGGCAGAAGGAUACUCAGACCUCCUCCAGCAGCUCCAGGGAGAGGCUGGUAAAGGAGAAGAACUUUGGACGGCUGUGGACAAAUCCUGUCAGAAUCUUGUGCAGACUCUCCAUCCAGGAGCAGCACAGGCGCUGCAUGAUCAAGUGGAAGGAGAGCGAAAACGGUGGAACGACAUUGUGCAGGAGAUAAAGGAUGAAUACAUAAAGACUGAAGAGACACGUUCCCUCUGGCAGGAGUACACUCGCCUCUCUGACAACUGCUCUGUUCACCUGCAAAACCUCUGGCAUCAGUGGGAGAAGCUGUCAAAUUCUUCACUUUCACCUGAACAGAACACACAAGACACAUAUUACUCAGUAAAAAAGUUGCAGGAGGCUGCUGAAGACUUGCAAGGCAGUGUGGGAGAAGUGCUGGCGGUAUCCAAGCCUCUUACUGGACAGCUAGAACCUCUACCUGCAAAUUUAAUCCAAUCAGAAACCAGACUGCUGUCACGUGAUAUUCUGUUGCUAAACCAGGCCAUGUCAGGGAAAAAGAAAAGUCUUCAGGAGGACUUGGACCAGCAGAAACUAUUUCAUACUCAACUGGAGGCCAUUGAAAAGCAGACACGGAACUUACUGAAUAAAUCGAAGGACACAGACUCUGUGCAGCAAGUCCUCUUGGAGCUCAGCAAUCUUUACCCAUCAGUGGCUGAGAUUAGGGAGAUGGGCAGCUGCAUGACCCUGGCCAAGCAGGAGACCGAGAGACUGCACAUGCUGAGUGGGGACUGGGUUGAAAGCAUGACUAGUGUAUCUGACAUGAACAGAAAGUUGCAGGCUGAGCGUCAACAUUCCCAGAGUUUUCAGGAGAAAUGUAAGAACCUGACAUCUAUCCAGGAAAAGCUUAAGCAAGAAUCAGUGUGCAGAAAACCUCCAAGUUAUUCAAGCGUCCAAGAGAUGCUGGCUGUCCAUCAGAGGCUUCAGGCUGAAAUAACUGCUGGACAUCAGUUUCUACAGGGUCUGCUCUGUGACGCAGUCAGGUCUAUGGAAAAAGAAAGAGGAGAGAAAAGAUCUGAGCUCAUGGCACACGUAGCCUGUAUGAAGGAAAGCUGGUUCAACUCCAUUGCCCUGGCUCGUCAGAACCAAACCUUGACAAAAGAGCAGCUGCACCACUGGAGAAUCUACCACUGUGGAUUGAAACUUUUGAGGAAGUUGCUGACGGAUGUUGACUCUUUGCUGCCCCCCACUGGACCUUCUCUGUGUACGCUGCAACAGCUACAGAACUGUGCUAAUAAUUACCAGUGCGCAGAACAGUCUCUGGGUCUGCACUCUCCUGUGUACACUCAGACACUGGAGGCUGGCAAACAUUUGUGUGAAACCAUGACAGAGCCGGAGAGUCAGAAUCGACUGCAAUCAGAGCUUCUGGCCAUAGAGGAGGCCUGGGAGCGAAGUUCCUCACUGGUGAGGAGAAGAAGAGAUCUGGUUCAUAACACUGUCCAGAUGUGGUCUGAGUGUCAGGAUGGAAUAACCAACAUCAUGUCUGAACUUGAUGAGCUGAAGCUGAAGCUACCACUGUCUGAAGGACUGGAGGACUCUGAGGAGGAAGUGCUUAUUCAGGAGACUGAGCUCUCUCUGCAGCGAUUAGCUGGUGGAUUGAAGGAACUGGUCACCAUGAAGACGGACCUGUCCCAGUACGUCGUGGCCAGUGACUCGGCUCUGCUGGAGCAGCAGCUGGAGCAACUACACAGUCAAUGGGAAGAGCUGUGUAUGAAGGUAUCCUUGCACAGACAGGAAAUUGCAGAUCGCCUCAAUGCCUGGACCAUUUUCAAUGACAAGAACAGGGAGUUCUGUGAUUGGCUGACUCAGAUGGAGAACAAGGUGUGCCAUAGUGGAGAUCUGAGCAUCGAGGAAAUGGUGGAGAAACUGAAGAAGGACUGCAUGGAGGAAAUCAACCUGUUCAGUGAGAACAAGAGCCACUUGAAGCAGCUGGGAGAGCAGCUGCUCUUAGCCAGUGACGAGGCCAAACAGAGCCAGGUCCACGGCUCACUGCAGGAGGUCAACCAGCGUUGGCACAACCUCUUCCACCACAUCGAAGCCAGGGUGAAGAAGCUGAAGGAGACUCUGGUGACAGUGCAGCAGCUGGAUAAGAACAUGAGUAAUUUGCGCUCGUGGCUUUCUCGCAUCGAGGCCGAACUGUCCAGACCCAUCACCUACAGCGUCUGCCAUGAACAGGAGAUCCAGAGGAGGCUGGCUGAGCAGCAGGAGCUGCAGAGAGACAUUGAACAGCACACUGAAGGCGUAGCAUCAGUGCUCAGUCUGUGCGAUGUUCUGCUGCGGGAUGAAGAUGCUGCUGGCGGCACUGAGGCAGAGAGUGACUCCUUGCAGGAAACCAGCCGCAGCUUGGACCAGCGCUGGAGGACCAUCUGUGCUAUGGCUCUGGACAGGAGGCUCAGGAUCGAGGAGACAUGGACACUGUGGUGCAAGUUCCUCAAUGACUACUCCCGAUUUGACGACUGGCUCAAGAUGGCUGAGAGAACUGCUGCUAACCCCAACUCUGCAGAUGUCCUUUUUACUGUCGCCAAGGAGGAGCUCAAGAAGUUUGAGGGUUUCCAAAGGCAGGUUCAUGAGUGGCUGACCCAGCUUGAGCUGGUGAACAAUCAGUACCGCCGCCUGGCCCGGGAGAACCGCACUGACAGGGCCAGCCAGCUCAAAGCCAUGGUCCACGAAGGCAACCGGCGCUGGGACACUCUGCACCGAAGAGUGGCUGCCAUCCUCCGCAGGCUCAAGUAUUUUACCAGCCAGAGGGAGGAAUUUGAAGGCACCAGGGAAAGCAUGCUGGUUUGGCUGACUGAGCUGGACCUGCAGCUCACCAACGUUGAACACUUUUCAGAGAGCGAUGUCCAUCACAAGAUACAGCAGCUCAAUAGUUUCCAGAAGGAGAUCACCCUGAACACUGAGCGCAUUGAUGGACUAAUCGUGUUUGGAGAGGGCCUGAUCCAGAGGAGUUCACCGCAGGAUGCAGCGCUGAUAGAGGAUGAGCUGGAGGAACUGCACUCCUACUGCCAGGAGGUUUUCAGCCGACUGGUCCGCUUCCACCAGCGUCUCAGCCAUCCUCCUCAGAGCAGAGAAGAACCAGAGCUCUCUGCUACCACCUUUUCUCUGGAGUCCAGCUUGGAGCUGAUUGGCCGGCCGUGGCUGGGACGGAACCUCGGCAGCCUCCCGGCCACACCCACCCACCUGCUGACCUCACCCCUCGAGCGUUCAGGGAGGGAGACACCAGCGAGUGUGGACUCCCUGCCUUUGGAGUGGGACCACACCGGAGAUGUGGGAGGGUCAUCAUCGCAUGAGGACGAUGAAGAAGAGGAAGCAGAUGAUGAAGAAGGACCCUAUUUCAGUGCAUUGUCAGUUUGCAGCAGGUCUAUGGCUGUACAUGAGCCUCCAAGAUGGCGACCACCAGCAGACACAGAAACUCAGCUUGACACAGAGGGGAACCUUGAGACACCCACCCUUACCAGCACCCCUCUAAAACACAACUAUCUGCGUCUCAUGUCUCAGUGCAGCGGCAGUAUCGAGAAUAUUAAGAGAGUCUCGCUGAUCCUGGAUGACGAGGAGCAGCCGGAGGAGUUCGGUCUGACAGGACUGACUGUCUCAGACAAACAGUCAGGUGUGAUUGAACGCUGGGAGCUGCUUCAGGCUCAGUCCAGAUGUAAUCAGCAGGUCGGCUCUCAGGAGCCUCAAACACCCACAUCAGAUCUGGAUGACAUCACUUCCUGGUUAGAAAACGUGAUCCUGGAGCUGAAGCACCUCAAGCACUCCGACCCAGCAGCCAGUAUCGAGGACAUGGAGGCCAGAGCCAAAGAACUAAAGGAGAUGCAGAAAAUGUUUGCUCACUACAAGUCUAUCAUGCUGUCUGUCAACCUGUGGACUGAGGAAGCUCCAGAACUGCAGAACAGACUGAUGAGUAUGAACAGAGACUGGAGCAGAGUGUGUACAGGCCUCCAGCAGUGGGAUAGCAGUCUGAGGAAGACGCUGAUGCGCUGCCAGGAGUUUCAUGAAACCCUGCACUCUCUGCUGCUGUGGCUGGCUCAUGCAGAGAGCAGACGCUAUGCAGUGGACAUCAGCCACCCAGACAUAACUGCCAGAGCCCUGCAACAACACAGCAGCACGCUCACCGAUUUGCGGGAGGAGCUGCGAGGCAGGCAGGCCCAGCAGGCCUCCCUUCAGGCUCUGUGGUCUCAGCUCCAGCCUGAAGACGGGGCAGAAGAGAGCGACGAGGCCCAGGAGAAGCUCCACGUGACGGGCAGCAAGUUGAAAUUGCUCCUGAGGCAGGUGGACCAGGACCUCAGCACCCUGCAACAGCGUCUGGAUUGUGAAUCUGCAUCAGCUGUUGAAGCCCAAAAUGCAUCAUCAGACACAUUUCAGGAGUCGGUACAUUCAAAGAAAAGUUCCUCCUCUCAAAGAGAAAUGAGGGACUCUGCUCGGCCUCGGUCCUUCUUCUACCGGGUCCUUCGUGCCGCCUUCCCCCUUCAGCUCCUCUUGCUGCUCCUGCUGCUCCUCCCCUGUCUGAUCCCCGUGUCAGAGAGCGACCCCAGCUGCACUGUGGCCAACAACUUUGCCCGCUCCUUCUACCCCAUGCUACACUACACCAACGGCCCACCGCCCACCUGAUUCAGCUGCAUGAAAAGAGACAUUUUCUAAAGAAUACAGAGAAACACAUGGCACCUUUCUGUCACAGUGAAACAUGUACUGACAUAUAAAAUUGAUAAUAUCAUUCAAAGUGUUUAUUUAAGUGUCUAUUUGUAAAUUUUUGACCUUGCAGAUUAGUGUAUGUGUUUCAUGAAGAUGAAGAAAAUCACACAUUUGACUAACUUUCAGUCAGUACAGAACCAUCCAUCCAUCCAUUAUCUGUGCACCACUUAAUCCUCAUCAGGGUCACAGGGGGCUGGAGUCUGUCCCAGCUGACUUAGGGUAAAGACAGGGGACACCUGGACAGGUCAUCAGUCUAUCACAGGGCUACACAGAGAGACAGACAAUCACACUCACAUUCACACUCACAGACAAUUCAGAAUCACCAAUUAACCUCAGCAUGUUUUUGGACUGUGGGAGGAAGCUGGAGAACCCAGAGAAAACCCACACAUGCACAGAGAGAACAUGCAAACUCCAUGCAGAAAGAUCCCAGGCUCAGACCUGGACGCGAACCAGGGAUCUUAUAGCUGCAAGGCAACAGUGCUAACCACCGAGCCACUGUGCAGCCCUUAAGUGAACCAAAAGGUAAAUAUUUUCAAUUCGUAUUGUGAAGAUCUUGACAUCGUCCAAGACAUUCGCCAGAAGACCAGCCACAGCUCCCUGAGGAGUCACAGAUGAGGUCUGGCAGAGGGGUAAAGCAUCACAUACUUAGCAGCAGCUUGAAGAUGUAGAAUAACCAGCAAAUUAGUUACAAUAUCCCUAAACUAGAGUGAUCAUUAGAUGACAGAAGAGUCAGUGAAUAUAUUCCAGGGAGUUCACUGAAUAAUAACUGAGGGGUGGAGGUGUAACUAAUCAAGUAAGUUGAUGUAAUCACAUUUUUUUUUCUGCUUGAGAAGAGAAAAGCUUCUUUUAAAUGAUAAUCACAUCAUUAUGUCUGAUGUUAUUGUCCCUGUUUGACUGAACAUUUUAUUUUUUACAACAAAAGAAACACUGCUUAAAUUUGGCUGUAUUCUAUAAAAGAUGAACAGAAGAAAAUGUCAGUUUUAUACACAUACUUGUAUAUUCAUAUUUUUGUAGAUGUGAUUUGUCUUGUGUAGAUUGUGAACACACAUUACCAUAUCUUCUGGUGCACUGUUAAAACAUUGUGGAUUUAGUAGGAUGUUUACGUACAGAAUGUAAUAAUAUAAUGCUUAUUUAUAACAUCAAGACAUGGAUUUAUGAGCCUGAUUUUCUAGUAGUAAACAAUGAUUGUCUCAGAUCAGCUGCUGAAAGACUUUUUCAUUUCUAAUUUCAAAUCCCCAAAAAUUGCUUAGUGAAAUGCUGAAUUUCAGACACUUGAUUUAUUGAAAUGUAGUUUGGUUAAGAUGAUCAUUUUAGAUUACCAAGAUAAAACCGAACAAUUUUAAACUAAAUAAAUUAAAGUUAAGGUUAAAUUAAAUGUAUUCUUGAUGCUGAAAUCUGUAGUUUGGCAAAAAUAAAUAAAAAUCUUAACCCAU
This is a messenger RNA of Amphiprion ocellaris (clown anemonefish), 24736 nucleotides long. RefSeq names its product nesprin-2. The record is from RefSeq and is a predicted model, not a curated record. Gene Ontology annotation, molecular function: protein binding. The transcript has 111 exons. Lineage: Eukaryota; Metazoa; Chordata; Actinopteri; Pomacentridae. Bases 204 to 23222 code for a protein of 7672 amino acids. Gene Ontology annotation, cellular component: membrane.